GAGGGUGAACAACAAAACCCCUGGAGGAACUGAACUAGCUGACAGCAGGAAAAAAAAACUGGGAGAAAGCAGGAGCCGACUUCUCACCUGAGAAAACAACCAAUCAGACGAGGCAGGGGGCGUUUCCAGGGAAACAGAUAAAGCACGUAUGACAGGUGACACCUUGACAUAAAGCAAGGGCAAACAGAAGAGAAAGGGGUGUAGAAGAGUAGCCUGCAACUUGGAGGUGUAGAGACAAUCAUUUGGAUCGGCUCUCAUUCAAAUACCUGCAAAGGUUUGAAUAGGAAAAAGGACUUUCGGGAGCUGCGAAAAGAGAUUGGCACAGAAAGCAGGGACAACCAAGGGCAAAGGGUCAAGCAGAGACUCUGAGAGGUGAGAAGAAAUUUCACAAUGUCUACAUUUGAGGCCCAGGGCCAGUCUCCACCUCGGUGUGGCCCGCAGUUCCCCAGCCUCGGCCAGGAGCCCCCUGAGCUCAGCAUGUACAGUGACUGUUACUACCCUCCUCCCUCGCUGCCAAGUCCUCAGCGCACCACUCCGACCUCCUACGACCUGAGCGACUACACCACCUCCUCCACGAACCCUUACCUCUGGUUCAACGGCUCCGGCAUCAACACGCCGCCGUACCUGGCUACCACCGGCCCGCCCGGUAACCCCGGUCCUCCCUUUGUCCCCCAGCACUACGGCAUGCAGAGGCCUUACCUGGGUCCGGCUGGAGCCGGGGGUCCCGGAGGGGAGCUGAGCUGGUUCUCUCUCCCCUCGCAAGAAGACCUGAUGAAGCUGGUCAGGCCGCCUUACUCCUACUCGGCUCUUAUCGCCAUGGCUAUCCACGGGGCACCGGACAGGAGGCUGACGCUGAGUCAGAUUUACCAGUACGUCGCUGACAACUUCCCUUUCUACAACAAGAGCAAAGCGGGCUGGCAGAAUUCCAUCAGACACAACCUGUCACUCAACGACUGCUUCAAAAAAGUACCAAGAGAUGAGGAUGAUCCAGGCAAGGGCAACUACUGGACACUUGACCCAAACUGUGAAAAGAUGUUUGACAACGGAAACUUCCGCCGCAAAAGGAAGAGGAAGUCUGACUCCCUCUCCGGUGGCGAUGGCGGCUCAGGGGCUCCAGAGUCAGGCGACAGCGAGAGGGGCAGCCCCAAACACCCAGGUUCCCUUAACAUCUCCCCCACACCGGACAGGAUCCCCUCCCCUCCAUCGUCAGGCCCCGCACCCUGUCUCAGCAGCUUCUUAUCCGAGAUGUCCGGAGUGACAGCCGCCACCGAGGUGGGGGGUGACGGCUUGAGCAGGCCGCUGCAGAUCAACCUUCCUUUAGAUAGACCCACGCAACUUGGAGGCUUCAGUAGCUACUCCGCCAACACAGGUGGCCCUGAGUGGGUACCACAAGUGCCAGUUCCCGCUGUGCUAUCCUCCUCACCCACCCACUCCUCCCUGAGCUACACAAGCCCCAUCCUCAGCCAGUACAGCAGCGCCGGCGGGCAUUUCUACCCCACGCUGGGCUCGACAGGAAUCAUCUACCACCGUGAGGGCACAGAGGUUUAAUAAGACACUAAGUUUGGGUUUGACUCUUGACAGGAGAUUUCGCCUGUUUGAGAGAAGUUCGGUUGUGAGAGACACACACACACACAAGGUUUGCGCUGACUGAGACAGUUGAGAUCACUAUAGCGUGUGACAGCAGAGUAGAAGGGCUUUGAUUCCCACAGUAAGCGCUGAGUCAGCCGCAAACUACGAGGUGUCACUCCCUGAAACCGCAGUCGGCCUCGCUAUCAGAUCCUCAGUCAGCUUUUAUUCCAACUAAAGCCAGUCUCUAUCAGAUCUGACUCAUUAUUAGCAGAUCCUGGAUCUGAUCUGCUGACAUCAGGUCAUUCCACACUGCUAUCUGUGAUUCCUUGAUGGUAUCACCCACACAAUGCUCAGACAGCACAUUUAGAGGAGUAGUUAAUUACACCAUUGUCUACAUAGUGUGUCAACAAAAGGUAAAAGGUAGACUUGCUUUCAUGUUUUUGUUUUUUGUAGUUCUAAAGCUAAAAAAUCUGAUGAAUUUAGGUAAUUGUAUUUUGUAAAUAUUUCAAUGUUUUGUGUAAUGUUAUACAUUUAUAUUGUUGGUUUGUUGGGACUGUUUGUACAAAAUUGAUUCUUAAUGUAUGCUAUAUAUGUUGUUUUUGAUAUGAAUAAAAGGUUUUAGAGUUCUA
Molecule: messenger RNA, 2198 nt
Organism: Sebastes umbrosus (honeycomb rockfish)
Lineage: Eukaryota; Metazoa; Chordata; Actinopteri; Perciformes; Sebastidae
Gene: foxi3b
Product: forkhead box I3b
Exons: 2
Coding region: 391-1548 (385 amino acids)
Biological process (GO): cell differentiation; anatomical structure morphogenesis; regulation of transcription by RNA polymerase II
Molecular function (GO): DNA-binding transcription factor activity, RNA polymerase II-specific; RNA polymerase II cis-regulatory region sequence-specific DNA binding
Source: RefSeq, a predicted model, not a curated record